AUGGCAGUCAUGUGCUCGAUUUUAUCAUAAAAGAAAUAAAUAUUAUCUGUUCACUUUAUUUUAUUUAUUUAUUUUUUAUUUUACACUUUUUUGCGCUCUCGGCUGUAAAAUUUCGUCUUUCUUUUUCAUUCGAAAAGAAAUAAAACAAUGAUAAACGAAUCAAAGCGCAGUCAGUUCAAUGUGAGGAAAAUUGUACGAAAAUCAAUCGGAUAUUUUUGCUCUUCGGGGAAAACUAAGCGAAACGUGAAGGGAACUUGUGUACUUAAACAAAAUCAUCGCGAUAAAUUACUUCGAAUUGACGGCGGAUCAAAAAAAUUCGUAAAAAGAAAUUAGUAUAAUUAAUCCCGAAAAAAAAGAAAUGAGAAUCAAACAAAUUUUGUGAAUCAACAAAAAUAAUAAUAAAAAUAAAACAAAUACACACACAUACACACAAAAGAGAAGAAGAAUCAGAGCGGAAAUAGUGUCCUACUGAAGUGAAGAGUGUGAAAAACGAUUUUUAAUUUGUUGUGCAUCAUCAUCAUCAUCAUCAUUAUCUUCGUCGCCAAAAACGACAAACACACACAUUGCACUAAAGAAAGAAUUAAAAUUAACAAAUUGAAUUCAAGCAUCUAGACCCAUUGAAGAAAAAGGAGGAAAAGGAAGCGUGUGUACAUUUCAUUCCCUCAAUCGAUUGCUCCAGCUUGUCGCGCUCUCAUUUCUUCAUUUCCCGCUCGUUGCCGUUCGCUCCGCAAAAGAAACGCAAAAAAUUCGUAUAGUUUCUUCAGCAUAUUUUUUUUAAAUUCCAGAACAAAAUGGAUACAGAAUACGUGCCAUUUCUCCUAGUCACAGCUAAUGUGGGGAGUGUUUUUGAAGAUCCGUCACGAUUGCUAGUGUCAUGGAUAUCAGAGUUUUUGGCCAAAAUUUCCCUGCUAAAACCGCAAUUUGUUGCGUUGCACUUGCAAGAGGUUGGCGGCAAAACGUACGAAAAAUCUAUGGAAUACGUGCAAGAAUUCAUUCGCCUGCUAUCUGAAUCACCCGAACUGGAGUGCUACAACCGAAUUCGAGUAUAUUUAGAUGAAGAUUACACCUCCGCCGAACAUUUUACGGCACUGGGCAAUUUGUACUUCAUUGAAAAGUCAAUAAGCACCGUAAAAAUAUGGAAUUUUCUGACGCACGAAUGGGAAACGGUCGAAGGAAAAAGUGUACACACUGGCAAUAUAGAGGCUGUCGCAACCAAAGAAAAGUCCAAAUUUCCGCAACAUUUCUUUCCCGAAUGCAAGUGGUCACGAAAGGGUUUCCUGCGAACGCGUUGGGAAAUCAAUGGCACCGUAUUUGAUAUGAUUAACAUUCAUUUAUUUCAUGAUGCAUCUAAUUUGGCUGCAAGCGAAGAAUCACCAUCAGUCUAUUGCAAAAGUAGGCGUCGAGCUUUGGUCUAUACACUGGAGCGGUUUCACAAAGAUGUUUUAAACGGAGUGGCACCAUAUUUUGUAUUCGGUGAUUUUAACUUUCGUUGUGAUACAGAAGGUGUAGUCAAGAAAUUAUCUGAAGACUUAACAAUUCACAGAAUAUUAAAUGUUAAAAAUGACCACUACAAGGUUCAAUACCGUGAUGCAGAUGCACAAAAUGUGCUGACUAUUGGAAAAAAGGAAUUCCAUCACGUGGACCAUCAGAUUAAAUUUAAAGAGUCAUGGCUACAACAUUUCGACUGUGAAUUGCAACCAUUGAAAGAGGUACUUGUUGAAUAUCCAAUUACAUUCCCACCAUCGUAUCCGUACGAAGAAGACCCGGCAUUGCCACAAGAUUAUAUGCUAACGCGAUGUCCAGCGUGGUGUGAUCGCAUUUUGAUGAGUCCAGCCGCUAAAAAUCUCAUCAAUGACAAAAAUUUCUCAUCACUACAUUACAAUACCAUUGGAAAUAACAUUUGUAUGGGAGAUCAUAAGCCUGUCUUCUUAAGUAUCAACUUGAAAACAUUUCAAGGAAAGAAUCUUCAACGAGAUGAUUUAUUAAUAUCACCUGAAUUACAAGAGAUUAUUGAUCAGAUAUUCGGCAAUGAUGAGAAUACACAUAGCGAUAACGAUGACGAAGAUGCGGCCAAUGAAGAAUCAUCUGGCAUUGUUGCAAACAGUAAAUUCAUUCAGUUAAGUAGCAUUAAACAAGAUGUUGAAUCGACCAGUACUGAUUGUUAUUAUCCAAAUAAUGGAAAUUCGGUGGUUUUUCGUGAGACAACUGUUUGAAAAUGCGAUCCCGAUGGUAAAGAAAAAAAGAGUUAGCCAAAUGUGUUUUCAGGUGAAGAAUCAUAUGUAGAAUAAUACCAUUAACUGCAACCUAUAUUCACAUCCCUUAUCCAUUUAUGAGAUAAAAUAAAAUUUAUAAAACCCGAUAGCAAAGAGAAAAGCAACAAAAACACCAGGAUAAUAGAAUUAUUUACACUGUGCAAUUUAAAAACACCAUUUUACUAUUUUCUUACACAUUUUUAUUGUUCGAUUUUUGUGUUGUGACAUGAUUUAAAUGAUUAAAUUGACUGCUCGACAGGCAAUUUAGUGACAUAAUUGUCAGACAGACAUUUAAGCUUGGCCAACCAAAUGAUUGGUCUUUAUAAAUGUAUCAAAUGAGGUUUGACAACAGUAAUAGAAGUGAUAAAAUCUCUAUACAUUACGUCGAGUUAAAAUGAUUUCGAACUUGAUUUUUUUUACCAGACCUUAUUAGUUUCAAAUCUCGAACCGCUGCUUUUGAUGCAUAUUCUGUUGGUCAUCAACAGUAACUGGUAAGUGUGUAAGUUUCAUUAAGUUUAUUAGAGUGAUUAGAGAUCUUCUAUUACACCACUUUAUUUCUCUCUCGUAUCAAUGGUGAUUUGUUGCUGUGUACGCAUUCACCAUUAGAAGUAAACAAUAGCAGCAGUUUGGCAAUUGGUUCGAGAUAAGGACGGAAGUUCCGCGGUCGAACCAAUUUCUGUGAACACAAUAUGCUCAAUCAUAAAUUUUUCCCAUCAUUUUCUCCCAAUUUUCAUUGAUUAAUAUAAAUAAUAUUAUGACGUGUUGAAAGUAUGACGUAAAAAUGAUGUAUUAAAUAGAGACCAAAUCAGUAUUUUUAAAUCAAAAUGAAUUACUAGAAAUGAGACAAUCGAAAUGAAUUCAGAUGAAUCAAUUUGAAAGCGAAAAAAAAAUUACCUGGAACCAAAUGUCUUGUUUUCUUUUUUGAGAAUUUUAGUAUUAUUAGAAGAUUUAGUCAUUUUUGUGUAGAUUUAACUAAUAAAAUACGUUUGAGAUUUUGAUGUUUUCACACAAAUACACACACAUAUAAACAUCCAACAAACUCGUGAUUCCAAUUCAAAAGAAUUAAGUUCUUUGAAAUAUAUGUUUUCAAGUGCAGAGAAGAAGAAAAACCAGAAACAACAACAUUUAUAAUAAAAUCGUCCGUCCGAUUUUGUUGCGUUAAAAUAUUUGCCCAGUUUGGCUGUCGGUCUCGAUUAACCAAAUAUUUUUUUGUUCCGCAUAUAUUUUAGGUGGAUAUUUUUAUUCGGUAAUUUAUUUUGUUUUUUGGAAACACCAUUAUAUAUUUAUAUAUUUUAUCGAAUAUGAAUGUGAGAAUUGAAUUAACUAAAACAUCAAAAACAAACAAACAAACAAAAUAACAAACAACUAUAUAUUUAUGACGCGCACGCACAACAUGAAAAUCAAGUGAAAAGGAAUAUUUAAUAUUUUUUAGUUCAAUUUAUAAAUCGAAAAUCCGAAACAAAUAUAAAAUGAUGAUAAAAUGAUAAAAUGAUUUGAUCUCAUUUACGUAUAUGGAUGUUUAUACGAUGAUAUGAAUAUAAUAUUUUAUUUGAAUUGUUAUUGCCGUAAUCACGAAUAGAAUUGCAAAGCACCAGAUUUAAUUAUAUAUCAUUGUAUCGGUUUUUGAUGAUUUUCAUGUGAUUCCAUUGUAUUACUUAGCUCAUCUGAGAUAAAUGUGUUUAUUGUUCGUAAAAUACAUGUGUUAACAACUUAUAUAUCUUUUUUUAUGGAUUUUCAAACAUAUUAUAGCCAUUCAUGACUAUUUCAAUCAGAAUACAAAAGAACAAAGGGGUAUUUAUCAUAUUUAUUAUUAAAUUAUAUUUGAAUGAUAGUUGAUUUUUAAUUUCCAUAUGAAUGUUUGUGCAAAAACGAUAAGGUAUCAAGUAGUUUUUCUGUCCCUGGCAAAGCAAACGGUUUUUAGGGGAUCAGAAUAUCGAAUUGCAGAGGACAUGUGCCAGCCAAAUAGAAUCCAAAACAAUAAUGUAAUUUGAAUGAGCUUACCAACAAAAUGCAAAAACAAAUACACAUUUAUUAGAUAUAUUAAUGUCAACCAAGCAUGUAACGAUAGCAAUAGUAGUAAAUUUCUCCAUAAUUCAAGUGUUUUCUUGUCCGCGAACAACAACCAAAUAAUUAGAACAAUUUUAAAUGAAUUUAGACACCUCACUGAAUGGGUAUUAGAUUACUGAAAUGUAUUUGUGCCAUAUUAUAUACAUUUAUUCAGAUUUAUUUAAUAUUAUUUAGUC
Molecule: messenger RNA, 4495 nt
Organism: Contarinia nasturtii (swede midge)
Lineage: Eukaryota; Metazoa; Arthropoda; Insecta; Diptera; Cecidomyiidae
Gene: 5PtaseI
Product: inositol polyphosphate-5-phosphatase A
Exons: 8
Coding region: 792-2213 (473 amino acids)
Biological process (GO): phosphatidylinositol dephosphorylation
Molecular function (GO): inositol-polyphosphate 5-phosphatase activity
Source: RefSeq, a predicted model, not a curated record